Messenger RNA from Pseudozyma hubeiensis SY62, 1635 nucleotides. RefSeq lists its product as hypothetical. Gene Ontology annotation, cellular component: alpha DNA polymerase:primase complex. The coding region runs from base 1 to 1635 and encodes 544 amino acids. Lineage: Eukaryota; Fungi; Basidiomycota; Ustilaginomycetes; Ustilaginales; Ustilaginaceae. Gene Ontology annotation, biological process: DNA replication, synthesis of primer. The record is from RefSeq and is a predicted model, not a curated record. The transcript has a single exon.
AUGUUCCGAACGGCAGCACCUCCCUCGGUGCCAUCGAGCUUUGGCAAUGUAUCCAGCGCCACGGGACACGCAAGCACUUCUGCCUCGGGAUCCGUCGCACAUCACCACACGAACAAGGCGCUUGCACGAUACCCGCACCGACUCAACUUCUAUGCAGUUCCUCCCAUCCACGAAGUCACCAUAGAGCAGUUCGAGUCGUGGGCCAUCGACCGUCUCAAGGUGCUCGCCGAAAUCGAGUCGUCCCAAGCUCGCAACCGCACCUAUGGCGAGACCAAGGACGCCGUAAACGCGCUCGCCAAGCGCCUUCUUCCGCUCAAUGCCAACACCGCCAUCAAGACCACCGACCUGCUCGCCGAACGUCUCAAGGAUCACGUCUCUCACUUUGUGCUCCGUCUCGCCUUCUGCCGCAGCGAAGAUCUGCGACGCCGCUUCGUCAAGGCUGAAUCGCUGCUCUUCCGACUGCGUUUCGAGACGGACGAUGCGAUCGAGCGAGAGAGCUUCAUGCGCGAGCUCAAGCUCGAUUGGCAGCCUGUCUCUGCAGACGAGAAGAGGAUGUAUCGCGAUCAGCUCGUGGCUACGCAUCCCAAGAUGGCCUCCACCUUUGAGAGCGAGACAUUCUUCAAGGUGGACUGGACUCGUGUCACUGAUCUCGUCGAGAAGAGGAAGGUGUUCAUGCGAGCAGGUCAAGCAUGGGUGCCCAUCAAGGAGCAGUCCAGUCUCGUCCUUGCCGAGUUUCAAUCGCGUCUGCUCCGCGAUCUCGAGAUGACCGCUCGAGCCCUCCCACGCCUGGACGAGGACGACCGUCUCUUGCCCGUCCUCUCGCACCUGAGCAUGGGCUUCCUCGCUGGCAUCUCGACCGACUACACGGGAUCCAGCAUUACAGCAGACGGCAGCGUCUCCGUCACAGCUGGCAUGGUCGACGCCUUGGUCAAAACCCACGCUCCCAUGUGCAUGAAGAACCUCCACAAUACCCUCACCGCUACGGGGCAUCUCAAGCACUAUGGUCGAUUGCAGUACAACCUCUUCCUCAAGGAGCUUGGCCUACCCGUCGAAGAGGCGCUCGUCUUUUGGCGACGAAGCUUCAAGAACAUGACCGACGACAAGUUCAACAAGGAGUACCGCUACAACAUCCGACACGGCUACGGUCUAGAAGGUCGACGAAUGAACUACCCGGCCAAAAGCUGCGCUCGUAUCUUGACCCAGGAUCAACCGGGACCGCAGGACUCGCACGGAUGUCCCUUCCGUCACUUUUCCACCACGAACCUUUCCACGGCUAUGGUGCAGCACUACGGCCUCAACCAGGCCGAGCAGUCCGACAUCCUCGCCUCGGUCAAGCAGGGACACUACCACGUCGCCUGCACGCGCAUCUUUGAGAUCACCCAUCAGCGACAAGGGAUCAAGAAGGGUCAGGGACUCGAUGGACGAGGUGAGACGGUCACCCACCCCAACAGGUACUUUGAGAGCAGCUGGAAGCUCGCCCAGUCCGAAGGUGAUGGCCCAGGCGCAGAUGCUAGUCAGAGAAGCGAUCCAGAUCACGAGAUGGAGAACACACAGCACGAGAGUUCACCAGAAGCAUCCCGUCCAGAGCAGCCUCAAACAGCAGCAACAGCAGCGGAUGGGAUGGAUGAGUCCUAG